Nannospalax galili (Upper Galilee mountains blind mole rat) is the source of this 595-nucleotide messenger RNA. RefSeq names its product colipase-like. Gene Ontology annotation, biological process: lipid catabolic process; positive regulation of catalytic activity; response to food. NCBI's taxonomy places the organism in Eukaryota, Metazoa, Chordata, Mammalia, Rodentia, Spalacidae. The record is from RefSeq and is a predicted model, not a curated record. The coding region runs from base 57 to 524 and encodes 155 amino acids. The transcript has 4 exons. Gene Ontology annotation, molecular function: lipase binding; enzyme activator activity. Gene Ontology annotation, cellular component: extracellular region.
UGAACUCAAGAUCCUCCUGCCUCACUGUGUUCUGGGAUGGAGCAUAGGUAGGCACCAUGAUGCCCAGCUGGUAUGCAGCCUUGAUAAUGCAACUACAGAUGCUAAUUGGGUCACUGGAGAGGAACCUAAGAGCUCUGAAAUGUUUCUUUCAGCUGCCAGCCACGCCAGCUGUACCAGUCACCAUGGAGAAGGCCCUUGUGCUUCUGCUCCUGGCCCUUGUGGCUGUGGCCUAUGCAGCUCCCGGCCCUCGGGGAAUUGUCAUCAACCUGGAAGACGGUGAGAUCUGCUUGAACAGCGCCCAGUGCAAGAGUGGAUGCUGCCAACAUAACACCAUCCUGGGCAUCCUGCGCUGCACAGCCAAGUCCAGAGAGAACAGCGAGUGCUCCCCACCGACCCUCUAUGGGAUUUACUACACGUGUCCCUGUGAGCGGGGCCUGUCCUGCGAGGGGGACAAGAGCAUCAUCGGUACCAUCACCAACACCAACUACGGCAUCUGCCUGGAUGUCGCCCGCUCCAAGGAGUGAGAGCACCUGGCACCUCCCCCUUCCUCCUCCACCUGCCCCAUGUCAUCCAGCAUCCAACUUGGCAAUUAAAG